Microsporum canis CBS 113480 is the source of this 546-nucleotide messenger RNA. RefSeq lists its product as uncharacterized. The record is from RefSeq and is a predicted model, not a curated record. The transcript has 3 exons. NCBI's taxonomy places the organism in Eukaryota, Fungi, Ascomycota, Eurotiomycetes, Onygenales, Arthrodermataceae. Bases 1 to 546 code for a protein of 181 amino acids.
AUGUCUCAAGAGAUGACGGAUAUGGAGCUUGAUAAAGAGUGGAAGCCCAACGGUAGACGGCCUCAAUCGACCAUGGCUCGUUCUCUCGCUGCUGCUCUAGAUAAUGCUUUCAUGCUCGACUCGGAGGUGGACUCCCUCACCAACUCCAUCCACUAUAAACAGCAAAUUGUCUCGAUGCAGAGUCGCGAGCUCGAAGCUCUGGAAGCUAGGAUUCGAGCGACCGAGAACAGGCUAAGGAUGCAAAAGGGGGAGGCCCCUCUUGAACCCUACAAGGCAGAUGACCGUGCCAAUAAUGAUGUCGCGGCUCAGAACAAUGGCAUAAACAACUCACGCAGGGGUAGAACACCUCUGGAUGUCUCUACCGCAGAUAAGGAGCGUGGCCUCCCACCUCUAUCUACGCCCAACCAGUCCGACGAUGGCUUCACCACCAACGCUUCCACCUCUCCUGCAACCACAGACCAGGACGAGGAGACCGAAAACCAUGCUGGUAUUCAUGGUCGACGCAACCAGGAAGAUAGCCCCAAGGGCAAGGGAGGAUGGCCCUGA